AUGUCGACAACUUCCCGUCUCUUCGAGCCGCUCAAGAUUGGCAACCUGACCUUGUCACACCGCGUGGGUCUAAGCCCCCUGACCCGCUACCGAGCAUCAGACGAUCAUGUUCCGCUGGAGUUUGUCAAAGAUUAUUAUGAGCAAAGAGCUUCGGUCCCCGGAACUCUGUUGAUCACUGAGGGUACUUUUAUAUCUCCAGGGGACGGUGGCCACCCCAAUGCCCCCGGGAUCUACAACCAGAAUCAAAUCGACGCGUGGAAGGAGAUCACAGACGCUGUGCACGCCAAAGGCAGCUACAUUUUCUGCCAGCUUUGGGCUCUCGGCCGCGACGUCUAUGCGGACGUGGCCGCCGCGGAGGGGAUCAAGAUCGUCAGCUCUGGCGACAUUGGACUGGACGACGAGCGGCGGCCCACUCCCCUGACCACCGACGAGAUCCAGGCCAGGGUGCGUAACUACGCCACAGCUGCCAAGAAUGCCAUCGCCGCUGGCUUCGAUGGUGUUGAGCUGCACGGAGCCAACGGGUACCUGAUCGAUCAGUUCCUUUCAGACCGCACCAAUAAUCGGAAUGACGAGUACGGUGGCAGCGUGGAGCGCCGCUCCCGAUUUGCUGUCGAGGCUGUGACGGCUGUAAGGGAUGCCGUGGGAGCCGAGAGGACCGGACUUCGCCUCAGCCCGUGGAGUGAUUACAACCACAUGAGGAUGGAUGAUCCCGUCCCGCAGUUCACGGACGUUAUUCGGCGGGUCAACCAGCUGGGCAUAGCCUACGUCCACCUCAUUGAGUCUAGGGUGCAUGGAAACGUAGACUCUGAGGGCUCAGAAAGCCUGGCUUUCGCAUUCAAGGAGUUCGAUGGACCCGUGCUUGUGGCGGGCGGUUUCACGCCGGAAUUAGCGAGGCAGGUGGUUGACAAGGAAUUCCCGGAAAAGAACAUCGUCAUCAUGUUUUGGAGAUAUUUCAUCUCCACGCCAGAUCUGCCUUUUAGGAUUCGAAAAGGUCUGAUUCCGAACCCCUACAACAGGGAGACAUUCUACGCGCCUAAAACUAAGAGCGGUUAUAUCUAUUAUCCUUUCAGCCCGGAGUUCUCCCGCGAGAUCGGUGGAGUGACAGCAUAG
This is a messenger RNA of Diaporthe batatas, 1110 nucleotides long. RefSeq lists its product as uncharacterized. The coding region runs from base 1 to 1110 and encodes 369 amino acids. Gene Ontology annotation, molecular function: FMN binding; NADPH dehydrogenase activity. NCBI's taxonomy places the organism in Eukaryota, Fungi, Ascomycota, Sordariomycetes, Diaporthales, Diaporthaceae. The transcript has a single exon. The record is from RefSeq and is a predicted model, not a curated record.